Neopelma chrysocephalum (saffron-crested tyrant-manakin) is the source of this 351-nucleotide messenger RNA. RefSeq names its product perilipin-3-like. The transcript is spliced from 3 exons. Gene Ontology annotation, cellular component: cytosol; lipid droplet. Gene Ontology annotation, biological process: positive regulation of triglyceride storage; lipid storage. The record is from RefSeq and is a predicted model, not a curated record. The coding region runs from base 94 to 348 and encodes 84 amino acids. NCBI's taxonomy places the organism in Eukaryota, Metazoa, Chordata, Aves, Passeriformes, Pipridae.
GGGUAUAAAGGGCGCUGGGGAGGAGCGGGGCGAGCCCGGAGCCACGAGCGAACCGAGCGGAGCCGAACCCAGCGGAGCCACCAGCGCCCCACCAUGGCCACCCCCGAGCCCGCGACGGCGCAGCCCAAGGCGGAGGAGCAGCAGAGCAUCGGGACGCGCGUGGCCAACCUGCCCCUGGUGAGCUCUGCCUACGACAUGGUGUCCAGCGCCUACAGCUCCACCAAGGAGAGCCACCCCUACGUCCGCUCCGUCUGCGAUGUCGCCGAGAAGGGGGUGAAGACGCUGACGGCGGCGGCCGUGAGCGGGGCCCAGCCCCUCCUCACCCGGCUGGAGCCACAGAGUGAGUGAGGG